Selaginella moellendorffii is the source of this 3883-nucleotide messenger RNA. Its product is annotated as serine/threonine-protein phosphatase BSL3. Bases 566 to 3583 code for a protein of 1005 amino acids. NCBI's taxonomy places the organism in Eukaryota, Viridiplantae, Streptophyta, Lycopodiopsida, Selaginellales, Selaginellaceae. Gene Ontology annotation, molecular function: protein binding; phosphoprotein phosphatase activity. Gene Ontology annotation, biological process: brassinosteroid mediated signaling pathway. The record is from RefSeq and is a predicted model, not a curated record. The transcript is spliced from 21 exons.
ACAAAAGUACGGUAUAAUUCCGUAUGGCCUCUCAAAUUUACGGAGGUCCCAAAAACACCAGUGGGGGGAGUAGAGCACUGUGGCGGCUUUGCGAACGCGCGAUGGACGAUGGCGCAUCCACGAGCGAUCUAGCGCCGCGCCGCGGGAGCUCCUAGGGCGUGGGAAUCUCCCCAGCGAUUGGCGAAUCCAGGUUUUGUUGCUGGCCUCUGGAUCCAUCUAGGUCGAUCCCCGGCGCUGCGAGCUAGGGUUUAGGCAAUGCGCCAGUGCUGCCGCGGGUGAAAUCCAGCGCUCCCGGGGUGGAAAUUUCUCGCGGAUUUUGGGAGCGCCUCCGCCGCGAGGGCGGCAGCGCAGAUCUUCGGGGGGAAAAUGGUGCGGUGGAGGCAAUGUGAGGGCUGGAGAUAGGUGAGCGCGGCUAGGUUCUCCGGGAUUUUGAUGGAGGAUUUGGCUCGCCGCGGCGGCCGCUGGACAGGAUGUGGUGGCGCUGCCUAGAGGCGGCAAUCCGUGGCCAAGGUGAGGAGAAGAACGAGGAGGAGGGUUUUAGCGCUAGGAGCUGGAGAUUAUCACCAUGGAGGUGGAAUCCGCCAGCAUGGGAGCUAUGCUCGAGCAGCCUCAGCAGAUUUCUUCGCAGCCACCGCCACCGCCGCCUCCUCGACCAGCUGCUCCUGUUGUAUCCUCACAGGACGAGCAAAAUCCAGCGUCCCAGCAGGCUCCAGUGCCAGGAACUCCAGACCAGGCACAGCAGCAGUCACAGCAAGCAGCGUUCAUUAGACCUCCCAGGCCGGCUCCCAGCUAUCGGGUAGUGAACGCGAUCAUAGAAAAAAAGGAAGAUGGUCCCGGGCCACGGUGUGGGCAUACUCUCACCUCGGUGGCCGCGGUGGGGGAGCAAGGCACGGCGGGGUAUAUCGGCCCCCGGCUCAUUCUCUUCGGUGGUGCCACCGCUCUCGAGGGGAAUUCCGCCGCAGCUCCGACUCCACCACCCGCUGGAAAUGCUGGCAUAAGUAGGCUGGCUGGAGCGACUGCCGACGUUCACUGCUUUGACAUUAUUUCAAACAAGUGGAGCCGACUUAACGCCGUUGGAGAGCCGCCGUCUCCACGUGCUGCUCAUGCUGCUACAGCGGUUGGGUCGAUGGUUGUGAUUCAAGGUGGCAUCGGGCCCGCUGGAGUUUCUAGUGAAGAUCUUCAUGUUCUUGACCUUACACAAGCAAGACCCAGAUGGCACAGGGUGGUUGUCCAAGGCCCAGGUCCCGGUCCUCGGUACGGACACGUUAUGGCGCUAGUAGGACAGAGAUUUCUCCUUUGUAUUGGAGGGAACGACGGCAAGCGGCCUUUAGCUGACGUGUGGGCUUUAGACACAGCAGCCAAGCCUUACGAAUGGCGAAGGCUAGAACCUGAAGGAGAUGGUCCUCCUCCAUGCAUGUAUGCUACCGCUAGCGCGAGAUCAGAUGGUCUUUUGCUGCUUUGUGGUGGAAGAGAUGCCAGUAGUGUGCCAAUUGCUAACGCGUUUGGUCUUGCCAAACAUCGGGAUGGGAGGUGGGAAUGGGCUAUUGCGCCUGGUGUUUCGCCUUCCCCUCGGUAUCAGCACGCUGCAGUUUUUGUAAAUGCUCGUUUGCAUGUUUCGGGAGGCGCUUUAGGUGGUGGCCGGAUGGUUGAGGAUGGAUCUAGUGUUGCAGUUUUAGAUACCGCAGCUGGAGUUUGGUGUGAUAGAAAAUCUAUUGUCUCGAGUCCUAGAACUGGACGUUAUAGUGCUGAUGCCGCUGGUGGAGAUGCUUCCAGUGAGCUUACAAGACGUUGUCGCCAUGCAGCAGCUGCGGUCGGGGAUCUGAUUUUUUUGUACGGUGGACUCAGAGGAGGUGUUCUUCUCGAUGAUCUAUUGGUUGCGGAGGAUUUGGCGGCAGCAGAGACAACACCGGCAGCGCUACAAGCUGCGGCAAUAGCCGCAACUGCAGCUCCCAAUGCGUCUGUACCUGCUGCAAAGCCUGCAACCGAUGGACAGGGGAAGCCAGCGCCUUCGUCUGACGGGUCUGUUGUGAUGGAAGAACCUGUGGCAGGCCCCGUCAAUGGCGAUAUGACGAUGGACAUAAGUUCCGAAAAUGCAGUUGCUGAUCAUCGGACAUCGAAAGGUGUGGAAUCAUUGGUAGAAGCUUCGGCAGCGGAAGCCGAAGCAAUAAGUGCAACUAUGGCCAAAGUAGCGGCUCUGCGUCAAGCAAAUGGGGAGGUUGGGAGUCCCGAAAGAGAUGGUGGAGCAGAUGCAUCAACCAGUGGAGCCUCUCCUGUAACGAAGGGAGCUAAGAGGGAAAGCUCGACAAUGAAUCACACCCCACAGACUGGCGUGAGACUUUAUCAUCGUGCGGUCGUUGUUGCUGCAGAAUCCGGAGGGAAUUUGGGUGGUAUGGUUAGACAACUAUCUAUUGAUCAGUUUGAAAAUGAAGGGCGCCGAGUAAGCUAUGGCACUCCCGAGAGUGCGAAUGCAGCCAGAAAACUUUUGGACCGAACAACGUCAGAAAUUGGUGUCCAGAAAAAGGUGAUUAAUUAUCUUUUGAAACCACGUGGUUGGAAGCCGCCAGUACGAAGGCAAUUUUUUCUGGACGUUAACGAAAUUUUGGAACUUUGCGAGAAAGCGGAGAGGGUAUUCCAACGGGAGAACACUGUGCUUCAAGUGAGAGCUCCCGUAAAGAUUUUUGGCGAUCUUCAUGGGCAGUUUGGAGAUCUUAUGAGGUUAUUUGAUGAGUACGGGUCUCCUUCAACAGCAGGGGAUAUAACGUAUAUUGACUACCUUUUUUUGGGUGACUACGUUGAUCGUGGUCAACAUAGUCUCGAGACAAUUUCGCUGCUUCUGGCGUUGAAGAUUGACUACCCUCGGAAUGUACAUCUUAUUCGUGGGAAUCAUGAGGCUGCUGACAUCAAUGCGUUGUUUGGGUUUCGCAUUGAGUGCAUCGAGCGCAUGGGUGAGCGCGAGGGAAUAUGGACGUGGCAAAGAAUCAACCAACUCUUCAACUGGUUACCUCUAGCGGCACUGAUAGAGGACAAGAUCAUCUGCAUGCACGGUGGUAUUGGGAGGUCCAUAAAUCACGUGGAGCAAAUCGAGAACCUACAGCGGCCCAUUUCCAUGGAUUCAGGAUCCGUUAUACUGAUGGAUUUGUUAUGGUCUGAUCCGACCGAGAAUGACAGUGUAGAAGGUCUCCGGCCAAAUGCAAGGGGGCCGGGCCUAGUAACAUUCGGACCUGACAGGGUGAUGGAAUUCUGCAAGAACAACAACUUACAACUAAUCGUGCGGGCACACGAGUGCGUGAUGGACGGGUUUGAGCGAUUUGCACAGGGGCACUUGAUCACUCUAUUCUCUGCCACGAACUACUGCGGCACAGCAAAUAACGCUGGGGCGAUUUUGGUUCUUGGCAGAGACCUGGUUGUUGUGCCAAAGCUGAUCCAUCCUCUUCCUCCCGCCGUCACGUCCCCCGAGUCGUCCCCGGAGCAUCAACUCGAAGAUACAUGGAUGCACGAACUUAACGUCCAAAGGCCUCCAACGCCGACGAGGGGCCGGCCUCACCCCGCCGGAAACGAGCGUUCAGUGGCAGCGUGGAUUUGAUGUGAUUGUGGAAAUGGGAGCGCCUCUCUUCCCUGAGGUAGUGUUUUUCGUAAAAAGAGAUUAAAAAGGAAAAACAAAAAAGAGCAUUCAUUCUUUAGAGACAGGCAGUAGUGUACAUUAAGACAGCAGCAGCAGCAGUCGUGUAAAUUGGAAAAAGAAGAAAAACAAGGAAAAAAUAAGAGAGGAUUGUAACCGAGGAUUAUAGUGACUUUUAAAAGGAAUCAUUGCAGAAAAACAAGGAAAAAAUAAGAGAGGAUUGUAACUGAGGAUUAUAGUGACUUUUAAAAGGAAUCAUUGCAG